Molecule: messenger RNA, 8655 nt
Organism: Pimephales promelas (fathead minnow)
Lineage: Eukaryota; Metazoa; Chordata; Actinopteri; Cypriniformes; Leuciscidae
Source: RefSeq, a predicted model, not a curated record
AUCAACAGCCGCCAUCUUGUCGCGGAUGAGCGUCAGGAUUUCGGGAGAGCAUUAUCUCAUUUUUUACGCUACCUGCUCCAUCGGAACCGGCCCAAAUAGCUUCCCAGCGACGAAAACGACAAGCUUCGGGCCAAAUCGCGGAUCUUUGUGGCGAAUAUCAGCGUAAUGGAGCCGUUUUUGUGGUCGGCUGGAAAACCCCCGUAUAUCUGAUUUCCCCCUUCAGCGCGAGCGGCGCUCCUGUGCCACUCGCUUAUAUUAAAAAAAUAAUAUUUUUUUCUCAUUUUUCAUUUAUAUUGCUGGACUUUACUCAUUAUUCGAUUCGGGCUGGACAUGGAGCAUGAAGGUCUUUAUUUUUAUUCGCAGAAAAUAGCAUUUUUGAAGAGACCCACGCGAACCACCUAAAGGAAUCGAGAUUUUUCGCCCUCGUCGUGUAUUUCUCGGUUUUAACGAUGAUAUAAUUUAUUUUUGCGGGGUUCGGGGCGAUCAUUAAGGUUAAUUAUGCGGGUUUUGGGUGUUGGAUUAUCAUGGGGUGAAUGGCGAUGGCGGGGCGGGGCGCUGUUGAGUCGCGUUUGAGCCCCAUCUGUUAAUUAUUGGCUCCUGAUCGCUGAAUAAUAAUAGAAAAACCCGAGGGUUGAUUUGAUUUAUUUCGCUUUGUCCCCCUUCCGGGCUCUUGGAAGACGCAUUUAUUGCUUUGACGUGUAUUUUUGUGAAGCGAGAGAGAGAGCACGAUGGCUGACAAUCUACUGGAUAUGGGUCCUCCCAACGCAAAGCGGCCCAAACUGAACUCACCUGCGCUGUCCUCGUCCGACACUCCAGACUUUGUGUCCUUGUUCGACUUGGAAAACGAUCUUCCAGAUGAGCUGAUACCCAACGGAGACCUGGGGCUGAUGCCCAUGCCCUCGAAUGGAGAUGGAGGCCGGAUGGGGGGCACUAUCCCGGAUGCUGCUGCCAAGCACAGGCAACUGUCUCAGCUCCUGCAGGCAGGGAGCGGCUCUGGUCUGGGUGGAAACCUCAGCCCUCAGUCUGGAAUGGGUGGACAACUGGGUGCCUUGGGGAAGAGUCCCAUGGGCCAGGGCUCACCCGGUCACCAAACCCAACCUUCAAAGCAAGGCACCCCUACCGGUCAGGGCAACAAUAGUCCGGGUAUGGGCCUCAAUGCUGGUUUCAACCAGGCCAUGAUGAACAAUAACAACCAGGCUCAUGGACUCAUGGGGCAGAACAUGGCUCAGCAGGGGCAGAUGAUGAAUGGUGUUAUGGGGCAGGCUGGAAGAGGCAGGGCAGCUCCGGGUAUGCAGUACCAGGGUCAGGGUAUGCAAGGAACACCGGUGGGAGCAGGUGCCGGGCCGGGGGUCAGCGUUUCUGGCAGCGUAUUGGCGGAGACGCUUACCCAGGGUUCACCACAGAUGGGGGCACACAAUGCCAUGAAUGCCCAGCAAGCGGGAAACAUGAACAAGUGGCUCACUGCGCCUCCUCUAGACAGAUCAUCUCGCACUGGAAGAACUGCACCCGGCACGACUGCCCCGUCUGUCUGCCCCUGAAGAACGCCAGCGACAAGAGAAACCAGCAGCCAAUGCUGAGCUCCCCGAACACUGGCAUGCAGGCUCCGCUGGGCCCCGUGGGCACGAGUCAACCCGCUGCGCCCGCCAUCAGCAGCGGCACGCACAUAGACCCCAGCUCCAUGCAGAGGGCGUACGCAGCACUCGGGCUCCCGUACGGGAACCAGCCGGCUGCGCAGACGCAGGUCGCAGGACAGCAGCCCACGCAGACCCAGCAGCAGCAGAUGCGCUCCAUGACUGCUUUAGGCACUAACCAGAUGAACAUCGGCGGUAACGGUAUGGCCGAUCAGACGAACCUUCACACUGAUUCCUCUCUCCCCUCAUCCCUCAACAGCAAUCAGAUGAUGUCAGACGGGUCUAACAUGGGCGGCGCUGGGAACCUGCCCACAGCUGCACCGCUGUCAAUGCCCGGCAUGAAGAAGCCCUGGCACGAGCACGUCACUCAGGACUUGAGGAAUCACCUAGUGCACAAACUGGCUCUGGCGGAGCGUUUACCAGUCGCACAGCAGACGGGAAGCGCCGCGCUGCGGACAUCUCAAAGAGUUCAAGCCAUAUUCCCGACGCCUGACCCUGCAGCACUGAAGGACCGACGCAUGGACAACUUGGUCGCUUACGCGCGUAAGGUUGAAGGGGACAUGUAUGAGUCGGCCAACAGCAGGGAUGAGUAUUACCACUUUCUGGCUGAGAAGAUCUAUAAGAUCCAGAAGGAGCUGGAGGAGAAGAGAAAGUCCAGGCUGUCGAAGCCACAAAUGGGCGCUCAGGGUCCUCAGCAGCCUGGCCUUCCCCAGCCCAACGCUAUGGGUCCUGCACAAGCCAUCCGGCCACCAAAUGGACCUGUCCCUAUGUCCAAUGUGCCAAAUCAGUUGAUGGCCCGGAUGCAGGUCCCUCAAGGAAUGGGCCAGUUCAACCCCGUGACCAUGCAGAACGUGCAGAUGUCCCAGUCGCCGGUGGGAGCUCCUCGCGCAGCAUCCCCUAUGACUCACCCCCCUCAGAUGGGCAUGGGUAACGUUCCAGCGAUGGGUAUGUCUCCCUCCAGGAUGCAGCAAGCAACAACCAUGAUGGCAGGCCAUGCUAACAAUAUGGUGGGCCAGCCGCCCAACCAGAACCAGUUCAUGAACCAGACGCCCUUCCCAUCAUCAGCCGGGGGCAUGAAUGUGAAUGUAAACCUUGCCCAACAGUCAGGACAGUCUGUCCCACAGCAGCAACAGAACGCUAACAUGACCCUGAAUGCUGUGGGCUCUCUCGGCCCCCCGUCCGCCCUGUGCUCCACCCCUCCUCCACCCUCCACCCCAUCAGCAGCUGCUAGCCUACAGCCACUCCAGACCCAGCCUUCCACGCCGGCCUCCGCCGGAGGCCACGUCACGCCCACCCACAUCCCCAGCGGCUUGCCCCGCCCUCCCUCAGUCCUGGGCUCCUCCCCUGCCCCCUCCCAGCCGCUCACGCCCCUGCAGUCCCAGCCUGAGCCCCCCCUGCAGAUGCAGCAGCCCACCUCUGUGCAAGCCCAGCAGCCCAGCACUCCGCUCUCUCAAAUGGCCGCUAGCGUUGAUAAUAGAGUUCCCACGCCCGCGUCUGUGGCUGAGACCCACUCCCAGCAAGCUUUGCCCGACUACCCUGCUGCUGAGCCCAAAGUUGAGCAUCAAGAUGACGAGCAGGGCUUUGAAUCUGGGAAAAAGCAGCCUGAUCUCAAGAUGGAGGAUGAAGAUGUCAAACCUCUACAAGUAAAGGAGGAGCCAGAGACUGUAGAACCCAAACAGGAAACAAUGGAGACGGAGGACAAGAAACCAGAGGCAAAAACCGAACCAAAAGAGGAGGACGUGUCCAGCACCAACAACAACGCACCAUCCAGUCAAUCCGCCCAGUCACGCAAGAAAAUUUUCAAACCAGAGGAGCUCAGACAGGCGUUGAUGCCUACCUUAGAAGCGCUGUAUCGUCAAGACCCGGAGUCCUUGCCCUUCCGCCAGCCCGUGGACCCAAAUCUACUGGGCAUCCCGGACUACUUUGACAUUGUAAAGAACCCGAUUGACCUUUCCACCAUCAAGAGGAAGCUGGACACUGGGCAGUACCAGGAACCCUGGCAGUAUGUUGACGACAUCUGGCUGAUGUUCAACAACGCCUGGCUCUACAACCGCAAAACAUCUCGAGUGUACAAGUACUGCUCGAAGCUGGCCGAGGUGUUCGAGCAGGAGAUUGACCCCGUCAUGCAGGGUCUGGGUUACUGCUGCGGGCGCAAGUACGAGUUUUCACCUCAGACGCUUUGCUGCUACGGCAAACAGCUCUGCACUAUCUCCAGAGACGGCACAUAUUACAGCUACCAAAACAGUUCACCCAAAUAUGGCCUUGUUGCCGACAGGUAUCACUUCUGCGAGAAGUGCUUCAACGAGAUCCAGGGCGACAGUGUCACCCUGGGAGACGACCCAGCGCAGCCGCAGACUAUGAUAUCAAAGGAGCAGUUCGAGAAGAAGAAAAAUGACAUGUUGGACUCUGAGCCCUUUGUUGAAUGUAAAGACUGUGGCAGGAAGAUGCAUCAAAUCUGUGCACUGCAUUACGACAUCAUCUGGCCAACCGGUUUCAUCUGUGACAACUGCAUGAAGAAAUCAGGAAAAACGAGAAAGGAAAACAAGUUCUCUGCUAAAAGGUUACAAACCACGAGGCUAGGAUCGUACAUCGAGGACCGAGUGAAUAAGUACUUGAAAAGGCAGAAUCACCCCGAGGCCGGAGAGGUGUUUGUACGGGUGGUCGCGAGCUCUGAAAAGACCGUGGAGGUCAAACCUGGGAUGAAAUCCAGGUUUGUUGACUCAGGAGAGAUGUGCGAAAGCUUUCCCUACAGAACCAAAGCACUUUUUGCAUUUGAGGAGAUUGAUGGAGUGGAUGUGUGUUUCUUUGGCAUGCAUGUCCAGGAAUAUGGAUCUGAAUGUCCCUUUCCUAACACCAGGCGGGUAUACAUAUCGUAUCUUGACAGUAUUCACUUCUUCAAGCCUCGGUUGCUAAGAACUGCAGUUUACCAUGAAAUCCUCAUUGGCUAUUUGGAGUAUGUUAAGAAACUUGGAUAUGUGACAGGUCAUAUCUGGGCCUGCCCACCUAGUGAAGGCGAUGACUACAUCUUCCACUGUCACCCUCCUGAUCAGAAGAUUCCCAAGCCUAAAAGACUCCAGGAGUGGUACCGCAAAAUGCUGGACAAAGCAUUUGCAGAAAGAAUCAUUCAUGACUAUAAGGACAUAUUUAAGCAGGCCACUGAGGACCGGCUUACAAGUGCCAAUGAGCUACCCUAUUUCGAAGGUGAUUUUUGGCCCAAUGUUCUAGAGGAAAGCAUCAAAGAGUUGGAACAAGAGGAGGAGGAAAGGAAGAAGGAGGAGAAUACAGCCUCCUCUGAGACAGUAGAGGGAACCCAAGCUGACAGCAAGAACGCCAAAAAGAAGAACAAUAAAAAGACCAACAAAAACAAGAGCAGCGUGAGCCGCGCCAACAAAAAGAAGCCUGGGAUGCCGAAUGUAGCUAAUGAUCUGUCCCAGAAGCUAUAUGCAACAAUGGAGAAGCACAAAGAGGUCUUCUUUGUUAUCCACCUCCAUGCUGGUCCAGUGGUCAACACCCUUCCUCCAAUCAUGGACCCUGACCCGCCGCUGACCUGCGAUCUGAUGGACGGCCGUGAUGCCUUCCUGACGCUGGCCAGGGAUAAGCACUGGGAGUUCAGUUCCCUGCGCCGCUGCAAAUGGAGCAGUAUGUGCAUGCUGGUGGAGCUACACAACCAGGGCCAAGACCGAUUUGUGUACACCUGCAACGAAUGCCAGCAUCACGUAGAGACACGCUGGCAUUGCACCGUUUGCGUGGACUUUGACCUAUGCAUUAACUGCUACAACUCCAAGGGCCACGAGCACCAAAUGGUGAAGUGGGGAUUGGGCCUGGACGACGACAGCAACAACCAGGGCGGCGAGGCCAACAAGAGCCCACAGGAGAGUCGACGCCUCAGCAUCCAACGCUGCAUUCAGUCGCUGGUGCAUGCCUGCCAGUGCCGCAACGCCAACUGUUCUCUGCCGUCUUGUCAGAAGAUGAAGAGAGUGGUGCAGCACACCAAGGGCUGCAAGCGCAAGACCAACGGAGGCUGCCCUGUUUGCAAGCAACUCAUCGCAUUGUGCUGCUACCAUGCCAAGCACUGCCAGGAGAACAAGUGUCCCGUGCCCUUCUGUCUAAAUAUCAAGCACAAGCUGCGACAGCAGCAGAUUCAGCAGCGACUGCAGCAGGCGCAGAUGAUGCGGCGGCGUAUGGCGCUAAUGCAGGGCCGAGGAAUGCCUCCGAGUCUGCCCUCCCCAACUACCUCAGGAGGUCCGGGGACGCCCAACUCUCAGCAGCUGCAGCAGCCUAACACACCUCAGACCUCGCAGUCUUUAGCCAACCAGCCCCAACAGACGCAUCCAAAUGUGGCUGCAAUGGUGCAAGGCUUCCCCAGCCAACCACAGACACCAGGACCCCAGGGUAAACCGCAGUCCUCGCCCCUGCAACAACAGCAGCAGCAACAGUCUCCCCUGCCCAUGCCUCCUCAACAACAGCCGCAGCCCUCUCCGCAGCAGCAGCAGGCUUUGAAAGUUGCGCAACAAAUAGAGAUGAUGACCAAAGUUAAGCAGCAGCAGCAGCAACAACAACAGCAGCAACAACAGCAGCAGCAGCAGCAAGACUAUAGAAUGAAUAUGAACGGCAUGCAGAUGAACCAACCUCGCAUGAUGACUCCCAUGCAGAUGAUGGGCCCCCGUGGUCCUCAGAUGGUUCAGAACAUGCAACCUGGCCAGUGGCCACCUGGGAUGCAAGGGUCCAUGCAGAAUCCGCAGGCGCCUCCAACGCAGCAAGUGCCCCCGCAGCAAAUGGCCAUGGCUCCACAGCAGUCUCAGGUUGCGCAGACGCCCCAACAGGCGCAAAUGAUGCAGCGCGCCUUGAUGCAGCAGCAGCAGGCGCAGCAACAACAGCAGCAGCCGAGGCAAAUGCAGGCCGUCAUGCCUCCCCAGCAGGCGCAACCACAGGCCCCUCAGCAACAGGGCAUGCAGCAAAGAGGUGUGACCAGCAGCAUCGCUCCAGGAGCGCUGCAGGACCUUCUGCGCACGUUAAAAUCCCCAAGCUCCCCUCAGCAGCAGCAGCAGGUCCUCAAUAUCCUCAAGUCGAACCCGCAUCUCAUGGCCGCGUUCAUCAAACAGCGCACGGCGAAAUACCAAGCCAGCCAACCGCAGCAGCAGAACCCGCAGGCCAUGCUCGCAGGGCAGCCGGGAAUGCAGAACAUGGCUGCGAUGCAGGCCGGCCCCGUGCAGAGACCCGUCAUGCCCCCCCAGCAGGCGCAGCCGGCCCCGACCCAAUCCAUGGCGGCCCUCGGGCCCCAGGGACAAAUGAUGAACGCUGCGCACAACGGGAACCAGCUGUUCCGCCGGCAGCUAAUUCGUCAGAUGCAGCACCAGCAACUCCAGGGGACGCUCCCUACCGGACAGGGGAGAUUCCCGCAGCCUCAAGGCGCAGCUAGUUACUCGCAAAUCCGCAUGCAGCAGCAGAUGGCCAUGCAGGGCGGCGGAGGGCAAAUGCAACCCAUGGCUCAGAUGGGCCAGCCUGGCAUGAGUAUGGACGCCCAGCAGAAUAUGCUGCAACAGCGCCUACUACAGCAGCAGCAGCAGCAACAGUUGCUGAAGCAGCAAAUGGGCUCGCCGGCACAGGCCGCUUCCAUGAGUCCCCAAUCACACAUGCUUGCAGGACAGGCGCAGGGAGCCCACCUGCCCGGACAGGCCAUGGCUAACGCGCUGGGCAACCAGGUGAGGUCGCCUGCCCCCGUGCAAUCGCCCCGUCCCCCUUCCCAACAGCCGCCACAUUCCAGCCCGUCCCCUCGCAUGCAGCCCCAGCCCUCGCCCCUACACCCCAGCCUGACGGGACCCAUGCCGGGCCCCAUGGACCAGGCCCACCUGUGCACACCUGAACAGAGUGCAAUGCUUCCGCAGCUGAACACGCCAAACCGUGGAGGGCUUUCCAACGACUUGAGCAUGGACACCACGGGCGACACGCUAGAGAAGUUCGUCGAGGGAUUGUAGCAUUAAGAGACGUUCUUUUUCGCGCAGAGAAAAGGUUUGUUUUUGUAAGACGACAAAAUGACAAGACUGUAAUAGGUUUACACAACCAAUGGACUGCUUUUCCUUCCUUAUCGGAGGGACUGAAUUUACUGUUUAAAGAGCAGAAUCACAAAGGGGAUUUUUUUCUAGGAGGGGAUGUCGGACCGGACGAAAUUCAAUCCUGGUCUACAAGGAGCUACAUUUUUAAUUGUUUCGUUUUUUUUUUUUUUUCGUUUUUUUUUUCCGUUGUUUUCGGGGAGGGGGUUAUUUUGAGCUUAUGGACUUUUUAAAUGGAAUUUCUCAAGGCAAAAUAUUUGAUUUUAUUAUUGAAGACUUUCAUUUUUGUAUGUUUGCAAGCUGAAAUGCAUUUCUUUUUUUUUUUUGUUGUGAGUGUGUGCGCGUGUUUAGGGACUAAGAUAAUUGGUGUGGAAUCAGGAUCAAUCCUCAUUCCUGUCUGAUACGUAUUCACAUUUACCAGGUUUGGAAAAGGACAGCCUUUUUCUCUCCAAACUGUGGAGUUUGUACAGAGGACCUGUAUUCAUUUGUACAGAAAGGAGCUUGGCUACUGCACACACAAACACACACACACACACGAACGAACGAACGAACGAAAACACAAACACGCGAGCAAAUUGUGAAAGUUGCUCUUAUUUUUCAAGGUGCCCAGAUGCGUUUAUUUAUUGGCCUGGAUUCAGUAGUUGUCUCUCUUAAGAUGUAGGAAGAUGUUCCUGUUUUCUCGUUUGAUCUCUGAAACAUCGAUGAUGUCCCCUCCCCCUCGCGUAUGAGGCCGGAGCUUCGUCCGACUGCUGAUUUGUUCAAAGAGUUCUUCAGUCAACCUCUUGUUUUUUUUCUCCUCAUGAAACUUGAAUUGAAGGUGAACGAUUCUUUAAUGUAAAUCAUGCAGCUUGAUGACAUACUGUAAAUAAAAGGAAAAAAGAUUGAGAUCGCUGUAUAAACUGGUUAAGAUCUUGUUUCGUACUUAUAUACCAUAUUGUUAAAUAAACUGUGUGCAACAGACACAAUGCUUCUGA